Molecule: messenger RNA, 611 nt
Organism: Eupeodes corollae
Lineage: Eukaryota; Metazoa; Arthropoda; Insecta; Diptera; Syrphidae
Product: vasotab-like
Exons: 3
Coding region: 91-336 (81 amino acids)
Molecular function (GO): protein binding
Source: RefSeq, a predicted model, not a curated record
CAAUAAAGUAUCUCCGCAUAUAAAAAGGCUUACAUUCAGUAUUGUUAAAUUAAUUAACUUCCAGUAUUCAGCUAGAAACAUACAAUAAAAAUGAAAAUAUCAAUUAUCUUCCUAAUGGUUGCAGUUGCAUGCUUAAUAGCUGUAUCUAAUGCUCAAAGGGGUAAGGGUCCGAAGAAAUGUGAUCGCAUUUGUACGCAACAAAUUCAACCUGUUUGUGCAACAAGGGACAGAGGAAAAACCCAUCGCAGGUUCAAUAACAGUUGUUUAUUGGCGGUUGAAAAUUGCAAGACUAAAAAUGCUUGGAAAAAAGUCGAUUUGAAUAAAUGCAAAAAGUAAAUUGGAACCCAAAAUCAGCAUAAUUAAAACCAGCAGUUGUACGUUUUUGUCCUUAAUAUGAAACAUAUUAACUUAAAGCAUUUAAAAUAAAUUUAAAAAAAAAUAAAAAAUUGUGUAAUAUUUAUUUAUGAUUUACAAGCAAUACUUCAUUAGUAAUGUUUAAUAUUAAUUUGAAUCUUAAUACUAACAUUUUUGGACAAUAAACCGAUUGGAAUAAACUUAACUCCAAUAUCAGAAAAGACUCCAACUUUAACUUGAUUUUUCAACUAACAAAU